This is a messenger RNA of Scaptodrosophila lebanonensis, 3643 nucleotides long. It is a transcript of the gene tam, whose product is annotated as DNA polymerase subunit gamma-1, mitochondrial. Gene Ontology annotation, biological process: mitochondrial DNA replication. Gene Ontology annotation, molecular function: DNA-directed DNA polymerase activity; DNA binding; 3'-5' exonuclease activity. The coding region runs from base 61 to 3636 and encodes 1191 amino acids. The transcript has 3 exons. Lineage: Eukaryota; Metazoa; Arthropoda; Insecta; Diptera; Drosophilidae. Gene Ontology annotation, cellular component: gamma DNA polymerase complex; mitochondrion. The record is from RefSeq and is a predicted model, not a curated record.
CCGGUGCGUUUGUUUUUCUUGCAUUUGGGCAAUGUUUUCUAAAUUAUUAAGGCAUACGUAAUGCGCUUAGUACGUUUUUACGCGACCAAAGCCACGCGCGAGCAUUACUCCAGCAGCAGCCUUAAGGUCUAUCGCAAGCUAAAGCCGUCAAAACAAAAUGCUGCCUCCACAAAGCAACAGGCUCGGGGACCGGUGCCUCCGAAAUCAACGCUGACCAGCACGGAAUAUGCCGAGAAUCUGGUUAAGGUGCAGAUGAUCUCCAAAAAUUUGCAUUCUCAAAUAUUUCCACAGGCACCACGACAUUACACAGAGGAGCAAGUCGCUGCUGCCAAAUUGUACAAUGCGGAACUGCUACAGCAUGGCAUUGACAUAACAAGCACAGAGCCAAUGCCGGAUGUGGAGCUUAAGCUGCCACCGUUGCGUGGUCGAAACAUUGAGGAACACUUUUAUGCCAUUGCCAAGGACCAAGUGGAGCCGUAUGAAGAGUUGCUUCUGCCACUUGUUGAGUGCGCGCAACUGCCAGCGAAGCCAAAACGAUGGGCCUUCUACGCCGGCUGGACUGCCUAUGACCCAGUGGAUGGUACUGCCACGCCUGUGGCGCAACCGUUGGAACAGGGCCUCGUCUUCGAUGUGGAGGUGUGCGUUAGAGAGGGCAGUGCGCCAAUUUUGGCAACAGCUGUGAGCACUGAGCGUUGGUACUGUUGGGUAAGUCCCAAGCUUACUAAACACCGUUUGGCGGUGGCUGACAUACCGCUAUGCGAUGUGGACGAUAUGCAGAGACCGCAUUAUAAGCUAGACGAGCUCAUUCCAUUGGGGAGCAAAGGGCCUGGAUUAAUAGUGGGACAUAAUGUUUCCUACGAUAGAGCCCGUGUUCGUGAGCAGUAUUUGAUCGAGGACACAGGGACGCGUUUUGUGGACACCAUGUCGUUGCACAUGUGUGUCAGUGGUGUCACCAGCUAUCAGCGUGCCCUGCUCAAAUCGAAAAAGGAGCCAGCGCCAGAGGAUCUCGACUGGCUGGAACAGAGUGCUCUAAACUCUCUAGUCGAAGUUCAUCGCCUCUACUGUGGUGGGGAACCCUUGUCAAAGGAGCCACGUAACAUUUUUGUGGAGGGCACGCUGGAGCAAGUGCGUCAGCAAUUUCAGUCGCUGACCAACUACUGCGCUGGCGAUGUGGAAGCCACGCAUCGCAUAUUACGUGUGCUUUAUCCCAUGUAUGCUAAUCGGUUUCCACAUCCUGCCACCUUGGCGGGCAUGCUAGAAAUGGGCUCAGCGUAUUUACCUGUGAACUCCAAUUGGGAGCGUUACAUACGUGAGGCCCAGCUGACGUAUGAAGAUCUCAGCAUUGAAGCCAAGUACCAUUUGGGGCGACGUGCUGAAGAAGCUUGUGCCUUGCUUAACGAUGAGAAAUAUCGCCAGCAUUUGUGGCUAUGGGAUGAAGAUUGGAGUGUGCAGGCUUUAAAAAUGAAGCAGAUGCCCAAACGCAAGCAAAAACUGGAAGCUUUAGAAAGCUCUGUAGAGGAUAAUGAUGAUCAGAAAACGUUCACGUCUGAGGAGCGACGUUUGCAACGAAAGUUUCAGUAUCUCUAUGACCAGCGCUCCUUGCUGCCUGCUCGUCGCCCCUUGCUUCCAGGCUACCCUCAGUGGUAUCGUAAGCUCUGUCGCAAACCACCCUCUGGCUACAAGUCCGCGCGCAGCGAUGAUGAGGAUAAUGAAGCAGCUUGGGCACCCGGAGCCACGGAAAUAAGCACAGGCAUGCAAAUAGCGCCAAAGCUGCUUUCUCUAAGCUGGGAAGGCUAUCCUUUGCACUAUACCCGUGAGCAUGGCUGGGGCUUCCUCGUGCCCUUUCGCGCAAAUUGUGAGAACGGAACUUCUCGCAUACCCAUUGAACAAUUGACGGAACGUUGUCCGGUGCCGGAGUUCGCACAGCAUUAUGCAACAGAGGCUGAGAGUGAAAUGGCGCUAGAAACGUUGCCAAGGGAGUUGGAAGCGCGCCUGGGAAAACGAGAGUUCUACAAAAAGAUCACAAAGCGACAGCACCAGCUGGAGGCGCAAUAUAAAGGCUCCGGUGUUUGGUGCAACCAAGUACUGGACGACUGCUGUUUCUUUCUGAAACUGCCGCACAAAAAUGGCGUCUCUUUUCGUGUUGGUAAUCCAUUGAGCAGGGAUUUUCUCAACAAAUUCUCAGAGAAUGUUUUGAGCAGUGGCGAUGCCGAGAGUCAUUCAGCGGCGAGAGUUAUUGAGAUCGCACGCAUGAUGUCGUAUUGGCGCAACAAUCGUGAUCGGAUUCUGGGGCAAAUGGUGGUCUGGCUGCAGGAUGAAGAAAUGCCAGCUCGAUUGCGGGAGCAUACUCAACGUUUGAGCUUUGGCGCCAUUUGUCCCCAGGUGGUGGCCUGUGGCACUCUGACGCGUCGUGCAAUGGAACCCACUUGGAUGACGGCAUCGAAUUCGCGUGCAGAUCGAAUUGGCUCGGAAUUGCGGUCCAUGGUGCAGGCGCCGCCUUCGUAUAAGAUUGUGGGUGCCGAUGUGGAUUCGCAGGAGUUGUGGAUAGCCUCGGUGUUGGGCGAUGCGAAUGCGCAUGGGCAGCAUGGCGCUACACCGCUCGGCUGGAUGACACUAAGCGGCAGCAAAUCCAAUGGCACCGAUAUGCAUUCCAUAACCGCCAAGGCUGUGGGCAUUUCCCGUGAUCAUGCCAAGGUCAUUAAUUAUGCGCGCAUCUAUGGUGCUGGUCAACAGUUUGCUGAGAACUUACUCAAGCAAUUCAAUCCGACAUUUAGUGCCACUGAGGCAAAGGCCAAGGCAAUGAAAAUGUUUUCCAUCACCAAAGGUAAGCGAGUCUAUCGCUUAAGAGAGGAAUUUCACGAUGAAUUGGAGGAUCGAGGGUAUAGCUCUUAUGAAGCCACGAAACACGCCCUCCAACGUAAUCGCCCCGUAUCCGAAGUCUUCCAUCGUCCUUGCUGGCAAGGUGGUACCGAGAGCGCCAUGUUUAAUCGCUUGGAGGACAUUGCGACCAGUUCACAGCCAGAGACGCCGUUCCUAAGCUGCCGCUUAAGUCGGGCGCUUGAAUCUCAUGGCGGUAAUGACAACAACCAGCGGUUUCUGCCCACACGCGUCAAUUGGGUGGUGCAGAGUGGCGCUGUCGAUUUUCUCCACCUCAUGUUGGUUUCUAUGCGUUGGCUGAUGGGUCCCCAUGCGCGUUUCUGUCUCAGUUUUCACGAUGAGCUGCGAUACUUGGUGAAGGACGAACUGGCCUACAAGGCUGCACUUGCUAUGCAUAUCACCAAUCUUUUAACGCGUUCCUUUUGCGCUGCACGCAUUGGUCUCGCAGACUUACCCAUGUCGGUGGCCUUCUUUUCAUCUGUAGAAGUGGACACAGUGCUGCGAAAGGAGUGCACCAUGGACUGCAAGACACCCUCAAAUCCACAUGGUCUACAGAUAGGCUAUGGCAUCGCCCCUGGCGAGAGUUUAGACAUUUCGGAGGCCAUUGAUAAAGCGGGCGGAAAUGAUAUCAAUCAAUGGAAGUGGAUUAAAGUAAAGGACAAUGUGAGCUCAAAAAUAGACUUUCCGCUGCUAGUUAAAUGUUUUGCAUUUGAUCGUUCAUGUACAACAAAAAAGAAGAAUUUAAAUAUAAACAAGUGAAAACCCU